UGCAUCCUUCUGCUGAAGUGGGUCUCCCUGGUGAGUGGAAGGGUUCCGGCGAUGAUCGUGUUUGGGGACUCAUCGGUGGAUGCGGGGAACAACAACUACAUAGCGACGAUGGCUCGGAGCAAUUUCGAGCCGUAUGGGCGGGACUUCGUCGGAGGAAAGGCAACUGGGAGAUUCAGCAAUGGCCGAAUAGCAACCGAUUUCAUAUCCGAAGCCUUUGGAAUCAAAGCAUAUGUGCCCCCAUUCUUAGAUCCUAAUUACAAUAUCUCACACUUGGCCACUGGCGUCACUUUUGCUUCUGCUGCCACUGGCUAUGACAAUGCUACCUCUGAUGUCCUCUCUGUGAUACCAUUAUGGAAGCAGUUGGAGUACUACAAGGGAUACCAAAAGAAAUUAAGGAGCUAUUUUGGAGAAAGAAGGGCAAAUGAGACCAUAGCCAAAGCGUUGCACGUAAUAAGUGUAGGAACAAAUGAUUUCUUAGAGAACUAUUAUGCAAUCCCUGGAAGGGCAUCACAAUACACACCAAGAGAGUAUCAAAAUUUUUUGGCUGAAAUAGCUGAGAAUUUCAUUCACAAACUGUAUGGUAUUGGUGCUAGGAAGAUAUCCUUAGGAGGUUUACCUCCCAUGGGGUGCUUGCCAUUGGAGAGAACAACAAAUUUUGUUGGUGGGAAUGAAUGUGUGGCCAAUUACAAUAAUGUUGCAUUGGAGUUCAAUGAUAAACUCAGCAAAUUGACAACAAAGCUCAAGAAGGACCUUCCUGGGAUCAGAUUAGUAUUUUCAAAUCCCUAUGAUAUUUUGUUGCAUAUUAUUAAAAAGCCCGCUCAAUAUGGGUUUCAAGUGACUUCAAUGGCAUGUUGUGCCACUGGAAUGUUUGAGAUGGGAUACGCAUGCAGCAGAGCCAGUUCUUUCAGUUGCAUAGAUGCUUCCAAAUAUGUCUUUUGGGACGCAUUCCAUCCAACAGAGAAAACCAAUGGUAUCAUUGCAAAUUACAUGGUCAAGAACACAUUAGCUCAAUUUUUGCAUUAA
Messenger RNA from Abrus precatorius (Indian licorice), 1023 nucleotides. Its product is annotated as GDSL esterase/lipase At2g04570-like. Lineage: Eukaryota; Viridiplantae; Streptophyta; Magnoliopsida; Fabales; Fabaceae. The coding region runs from base 52 to 1023 and encodes 323 amino acids. Gene Ontology annotation, molecular function: hydrolase activity, acting on ester bonds. The record is from RefSeq and is a predicted model, not a curated record. The transcript is spliced from 3 exons.